CUGACCAUUCUCAUUGCAGUUGCUGCCUGCUGCUGUUGCGAACUCGCAAUGUGCAAUCUAGACAACAAAACGACAUAGAAUUGUUUCUUGCUUUUCCUUGGACUCCAUUCAUAAGUCAACAAGAUGAUUUAUAAAUUUCAAAUUGAUCUUCGCAUUCCGGUUUCGACGACAAUCAUGACCGGAGAAGCGCCCGGCUACCCUCUUCGAUCUAGAUAUUUGGGAUUGUUGCCGGCCCAUUAUUAAGCCGCUGUUACUAUUAGCGAUGUCGCUGCCGCAUAACCACUAUGCUUCCAUCCUCUUCGUGUUGACUGCUGCUGCCGCCGCUGGUGCUGCCACCGUACUCCUUGUUCCUACUCACUCAUUUGGCGGUCCGUUUCGCGAGUGACCCGCUACGCCAGUGUAUACGUGUUCGCUAAGCAGUCGCCGAUUGUCACACUGCGCCGUUCUGCUGGCAUAAGUGAAGGUAUAUCUAACUCCAGUUACUCAUUGGCAGCGUGUACGCGUGUACCCGACAAACUGUAAGUCGUCAUUGUCUCGAGAAAUCACUUCCGGUGAGCUGUGUGACGGUGUGAGCGGUGAAAAUUCGCCGAGGAGCGAACGGCCAGCAUCAUCCAAUCAUUGAUUUGUGGAGCCAACAAUAGUAGAGUAGAUACAGACACCUGUGUGGCUGCCGUAGACUAGCUAACGAAAAGCCGGCAACGAUAAAUUGGUAGGAAUUUGAUUAUCUGAAGCUUGCGUGCGUGGUUGUAUGUCGACUCUAGUAGGUGACAGAGGAAUCGUGCGCCCCCUCCGUUCUGAUCGAGUGAUGGCCUAACGGGGAGAGGAGGGAGACAAAAACUUGUUGUUGCAGCUGCUGGCCUUAUUGCGACGACCACGACUUCGGUGUCGCGUUGACCCUACUGUUGAUAGUGACAACGUAUGUUGGUAUACCACAACUUAGUCGAAUCAUAAUUAUUUUUGCUAAGAGUUAAUUGUUGGCGUUUUUAUCGUUAGCUCUCCAAGCACUACUGCAAAGAUGCAGCAAAACGAGUUUAUCAGAAAAGCCGAAGACGUGGCCGACAGUGUCUACCGAAAGAGUAAGCAUGUUUUACCCCACCAGGCGCGUUUUUGCUUAGUAUCAACAUUUCUGGAGGAUGGUUUACGAAUGUGGUAUCAAUGGGGUGAUCAACGCGAUUACAUGAACCAUACGUGGAACUGUGGAUGGUUUCUCGCAUCGCUGUUUGUACUCAUCAACCUGGUUGGCCAGCUGACUGGAUCGCUGAUGAUUCUGGGGCGGUUUCAGGUUAAACCCGCCUGUUUAUUGCUCGGGUUUAUCGUUGUUCUUCAGACAUUUGCCUAUUCAAUUUUAUGGGACAUGGCCUUCUUGUUACGAUCACUUUCACUUGCCGGCUCCCUGUUACUGUUGUUCGCCGAGGGGCAUAGCGAGGCGAAAAGUUUAUUUGCUGGGGUGCCGACUCUCGGUGAUAAUAAACCAAAAUCCUACAUGCAACUAACAGGCCGAAUACUCGUCGUAUUCAUGUUUGUGACGAUGCUGCGUAUGGAGUUUUCGUUCUUCCAGAUUCUACAAAAUAUCGUCGCGUCAGUGAUGAUGCUACUCGUGACCAUUGGCUACAAAACAAAAUUGAGUGCGCUUGUUCUAGUCGUAUGGUUAUUCUCAAUCAAUAUGUAUUUCAACGCAUUUUGGAUGAUUCCGUAUAAUAAGCCGAUGCGGGAUUUCCUUAAGUAUGACUUUUUCCAGACGAUGUCAGUUAUCGGAGGACUCAUGAUGAUUGUAUCACUCGGACCCGGUGGGGUUUCGAUGGACGAACAUAAAAAGCGGUGGUAAUAACCAAUGGCGCCCGUUAAAGAUUGUACUUGUAAUAAAUUAGUCGAUAAGGAGCGAAGGCUUUUAAAGAAGAAUUGUCUCAAAAUCAGUUUCCAGUUUUAUGGACGUUUAGCUAAUAACCGAUGCCUCAACAACUCAGCGAGCAAAUUCGCAGACUGUGCAACAAGCAUUCACUCAUCGGAACCCGAUAUGAUUCUCGUCUGUGUUGAUUCCACCUGAGUCUGCUGUGUAGCAGACGACGUUUAGUGUGCGCCAUACAGAAAC
Varroa destructor (honeybee mite) is the source of this 2089-nucleotide messenger RNA. RefSeq names its product Surfeit locus protein 4 (gene Surf4). Lineage: Eukaryota; Metazoa; Arthropoda; Arachnida; Mesostigmata; Varroidae. Gene Ontology annotation, biological process: Golgi organization. Gene Ontology annotation, cellular component: endoplasmic reticulum; membrane; endoplasmic reticulum-Golgi intermediate compartment. The record is from RefSeq and is a predicted model, not a curated record.